GGGCGGGUUGAGGAAGGAGGAAACAUGGCGGCGCAAAUACCAAAGCCCGUUAAAGCGGAGAAACCAGGCGGAAAAGAGGCUCAGCCUUUAAUAAUAGCUAAAAUGCCCGCCGAGGAGCAGCGUCUGAAGCUGGAGAGACUGAUGCGGAACCCGGAGAAACCGGCUCCGAUCCCGGAGCGAGCUAAGGACUGGACCCCGCGUGCGCCGCCGGAGUUCGUGCGGGACGUGAUGGGUUCGAGCGCCGGAGCGGGCAGCGGGGAGUUCCACGUGUACCGGCACCUCCGCCGGAGGGAGUACCAGAGGCAGGACUUCCUGGACCGCAUGUCGGAAAUUCAGAAGAAGGACCUGGAAUAUCUGGACAAAGUGGAAGAGAACAAACACAAGGCGGAGGACAGAACGGCCAAGAGGCGGAAGAAACGUCAGAAACUGAAGCAGAAGAAAAAGGCGGCGAAGAAAGCCAAAAAACAGCAGGAGGAGGAGGAGAAGAGAGAGGGGACUGAGGAGGACAAGUCAGCCAGCAGCGAGGAAGAGGAGGAGAGAGAGGACGACGCGGAGGAGCCGAGCUUCAUCAUGGGGAAGAAGUGAGGAGCUCCUCCAGGGGGCGGAGCCAGGACAGGCAGGGGCGGAGCCAGGAGUUUCCAGAGUCAGCAAAGUGGAAAUUCUUAUUUUUGUAUUUUUAUUUUAUUUACUGCUUAAAUGUAACUGGUCUGGGUCACCUUAGCCACAAGCGAAAUGCAAAGCAACGACUCGCCGUUCGUCUUCAGUCAGAGUGGGCGUUUUGUGGCAGCAACAGACAACAUUCACCCCGCCAGGUAGGCGGGGCCAAAAUGGAACAUAAAGCCACCUUGACACUUCCAUGAAUUUGGUCCCCGCACUGGCGGGGCAAUCUUGCGUGCCAGUGAGUAAACUCAAACUGUGCGAGGUCCUACACGCAUUGACACAUAGUGUUUGUGAAUAGGUUGUGCAAUAGUCGCAGCUAGUUCACGUUCAAGUUUUCAACAUUUCAAAAUGUUCUUUGUGCACUGGCACGCAGCUGCGCAAAGUUCACGGACAGUUUACACACACACAGUUUGACAAGUUUACUCAUUGGCGCACAAGAUUGCUUGCCCGUGUAGGGGAUCAAAUUCGUGCAAGUGUCAAGGUGGCUUAAGACUGCAAAUGGUGAGUGACACGACACGGUGACUGCCAAUCCGAGUGAAAAAAACAAGAAUGGCGUCAGCUGGUUGUUUGUGCGAACAAAAAUAAUCCAAGAUGGUGGAAAACGCUCUGAAACAGCUGUUUCUGUAUAAAUCUAAUGUUUCUCAUACAAUUUGUAAACGUUUGCAAAAAAAUGAACAUGUCUAAAUUUAAAAAUGCUGUUUAAGUAACCAGGUAACACCAGCUGAAGUGAUUUCCGAGACAUCUUACGAACAUGUUAGCGUGCCCUCCCUGGGAACGCCCAACAAGUGACAAAACCAGCUGCUUGUCACUGUGAUUUGAAGCUAAUGUGGCCAUAGGGUUAGUGUAUAUUUCUUGUAAAAUGCUCUGGGGUUUGAACAGUACGUUUGCCAGACUACAGCUUUGUGCACGUCCAGGAUUUUUGCAUAAUAGCACAAUUCCUAUAUGGUCCAGGUCCCAUUUGGGAAUAGUUCAGGUUCACAAACUGCGGAACAGAUGCAAAACUAUCAGUUUGUGGAAUGCUUCUGGGAGGGAUUUCAACCUGGACUCCAGCCUGUAGGUCCACCAGAGAGCACAGGUUUGUGCCUUUUAUUCUGUUGACGCUGAACAAUGAGCUAAGACUGGUAACAGAGUGAGUGACUUAAAAAAAAUCUGUUUUUGACCCUAAGAUUUUGAACACUUGCGGGACAGUUUUUUUUUUUUUUUUUUUUUGUCGUGAAAUUAUCUACAGAUUUUGAGAUUUAUCAGAGUAUUGAAGCUUUUCCACGAUGUAUGAUGUAAAUACCUGAAUUAAAAUCUGCUGAUUUGCAGACACCCAGGUGUUCCGGUUGAAUAAAUUCCAGUUAUUGGAGACCUCAGAGUUUGAAACACUUGGAGCAGCAGAGUUGUGCAAAAUGUUGAUGAUCACGGUUGUUUGCAGUCUCGUUAAAGUGCCCCUUGCCAUGACUGUUGCUCGUGGGCACAGCCGGACUGCAGAAAGCAACACAAAGAAUAAAAAGGCGUGUCUCCCAGAGGCUGAGGAGUUCCACGUGCGAUGUUCCUUGGACAGCUGGAUCUGCUUCCCACGGCGGUGACGGUCUGGUUCUGUGGCCGUCGCCUUUCUUGAGGCAGGCAGAGAAAAACCGGGCAGCCAGGUAUUGUUUGGAACAGGUGAAGUUCUUCCUGUCAAACACUGUGAGCUGCCACAAGCAUGUUUUGCUUUCAUCCCAGAGUCACGUCCCCAAGACAAAUAAAACUCUGCUCAACCA
Thalassophryne amazonica is the source of this 2405-nucleotide messenger RNA. RefSeq names its product PRKR interacting protein 1 (gene prkrip1). Gene Ontology annotation, cellular component: nucleolus. The transcript has a single exon. The record is from RefSeq and is a predicted model, not a curated record. Gene Ontology annotation, molecular function: double-stranded RNA binding; protein kinase inhibitor activity; protein kinase binding. Gene Ontology annotation, biological process: negative regulation of protein kinase activity. NCBI's taxonomy places the organism in Eukaryota, Metazoa, Chordata, Actinopteri, Batrachoidiformes, Batrachoididae. Bases 25 to 585 code for a protein of 186 amino acids.